AUGCCUGACAUUGCCCACCGGCGCGUCUUCUCGGCGAUGACAUCCUCCUCCCCUAGCCCUCAGUACCAAAAACAGAUUGAAGAUCUUGGUGUCUUCGAUGAAGAGUCCUGUCGAUACUUCCUGCGCGAAGUCGGCACAAGAGUCGUUCCUUUCUACCCUUUCUCCUUCGGUAUGGAAGAGGUGUACAGCCUGAUACUGGAAAAGUAUGGUUAUGCUGGGUUGCCGGAUGUCACCAGCGUUCUUCAAGAUCUCCUUGAAAGUGAAGGUGAUGCAGGCGGAAUGGGAGAUGACGGUGACAUUUGGCGCUCCUGGCGUCACAGCUGGAGACACCGAAAUGAUGACUCUCUCAACCCAUUCAUUCCCAAAGUUGGAAACUUCGUCCUUCAACCUCCGACACAACCACACAUUCGACGUUUGAAGGCACAAAACUUCAUUUACAAGGUCGAAAGAUGCAAUUCUUCGCGUGCGAAAAGAGCACCACUGGCAGAGGUAUCUGGCAACAGAACAGCUCCGAACCCUUCUGUUACGACUGAGGUCAAGAGCGAGACCGUCGAUGAUGAAGAAUCGUACGAGCUGCCAGCAACGACUUACUCUCACCAGAGGUGCCGAGCACUGUUAGCAUCCGAACGCGGCUCGCCGUCGUCCAAAUUUGUCGGAGGCGCUACAGCAAACGUCACAAGACAAUCCGAUGUGACAGAACAAUCCUCGCAACAGGAGUUUGUCGAAGUCAGCGAAGCUCCCUUGGAGAACGAGAUCGAUCCCGCGCUCUUGCUUGCUUUCCAGAUGCUGAACGGAAAUCAGUCGUCUCCUACCUCAGAGCAGCCCUCACUGAGAGGUGGGCAAGGCGACAUAUGUAGACUUAAACAAGUCGAAACAUCGCCAAUAUCGCUUCGCACAAAUGAAGAAGAGUAUACGCCUGUUCCCAAAGAUUCAUCACUAGAAAGCAGUCAGCGACAGGUCGAAAUAUCACCGACGUCGCCAUGCACAACUGGAGAAGAGCAUACAACUAUCCACAAAGAUUCAUCACCAGAGAGCAAUCGGCGACAAGAGAUCAUGAUCGAUCAAACGUCUCCUCGUACUUCCAACAUCACGAACCCAGAGAUUCUGGACAGUCUAGAAAAGACAAAGUCAACAGAUGUUCCAAGUCAGCCAAACGAUCACAGACCUUGUGCCAGAGUCAUCUCCAACAGCCAAGAACCAAGCAAGCUGAGGCGCGCAAAGAAUCGAGAAGCCAGAUUGAUUGAUGGCAACAUCAUUCUUCCAGGACAUCGUAAGAGGCUGUCAUCACAACGGGAUUCGCCACCUGAGAAUGUGAAUAUCGGUGCAAACGUGGAUGAGACAAGAACACAAGUGGCCCGUCGAAGCUGGACACCGUCUCGGCAGAAACAUGAGUCGCCGCGCCACAGUUGGCUCCAAUCUGUCCGCACCAUUUUUCGAUCUGGCAGCCAAGGAAAGAACAAUGCCAAGUCACCAUCCCGCAAGCCUACCAGUCCAAAAGGACCAUCAAAAGGUGCUCAUACUCAAGCUCAAGAGCCAGCUGCUGCUGCUGCUGGGAGGGCGAGGAAUUCAAAUUCUCAGGGUCAUCAUUCGCCCGUUGCUGCUGCAACUCCACCUCCACCUCCACCUCCACCUUCCUUCUCACAUCCACAAGGCCUCGAUGGUGCUCUUGAUAGCAAGUAUUGGGCUCGCCGACGCUAUUCUCUGCCGCUCAGGAGGCUUUCAUUGAACCUCAAGAAACGUUCUGCCAGUUGAUCGUCCUAGAGAGACUGUCAAAUCCUGAACUAGGAACAGAAACCGGUCCCCUAAUCAGACACGAAACCUUGCUCAACCCACAACCCACAACCCAAAUGUCGAAUCACUGUCCCCAUCUACCGUGCCGCGAACCUGAUGCAGAUGUCGAAAGCUAGUCGCCAUCGGAAAAACACCACGAGCUGAAGAGAUGAAUUGUCGAGAGUUAUGAUCAUGAUGCAGG
Exophiala xenobiotica is the source of this 1972-nucleotide messenger RNA. RefSeq lists its product as uncharacterized. The record is from RefSeq and is a predicted model, not a curated record. The coding region runs from base 1 to 1752 and encodes 583 amino acids. The transcript is spliced from 2 exons. Lineage: Eukaryota; Fungi; Ascomycota; Eurotiomycetes; Chaetothyriales; Herpotrichiellaceae.